AUGGAUGGAAAGGAUGAAACGAGGAAAGAAGCGAUUUUCAUUGGACAAGAGAUGCCAGAGGAAGUCGAUUCGGUUGUGAAAGUGAAAGUGGAGAGUGAAGUGGUGGAGAGUCGAGUGAAUGAGUAUUCUUUCGAGACUGUUUCAAUUGCCACCGCUCCCGAUGAGCUCGUUCAUGAACAGGCAAAGAAACUCUUCAAGUUAUGCGAUCAAGAAUCAAGAGGAUUUGUCGUGAAAAUUGACCUCGAACACCUAAACGAGUUUCUCUCGCCCUAUGAUGUGGAACAACUCGAGAAUCGAAUCGAGAAAACCCCACAAAAGUUUUUCGAUGAGACGCAAUUUUUGAAAGUUCUUGCAACUCUUUUCUCGAAUGGAGAAAGCUCGCUGGCUGAUGAAUUGGCUGUAUUGGAGAUUGGGAAUGAAAUCAAUGAAAAAGUUGACGAAAAGAAAAGAGACGAAAAACCGAUGGACAGAUUUCAAAGUGCACCAUUGAUUUCGCCAAGUGAUGAGAUAUCAGUUGAUACUCUCGUGCAGAAUUAUGUGCAAAGUCAUCCACUGGUGGAAAGUUCGAACUCAAAAUUCCGUCCUGGCCCACCAACGGACGAGAUGAACCCAAUGGGACAAUCGUUGGCUGAUGAAUUGAGCGAAGCUGGCGUGCAAAGCAGCAGUCGAAUCCCACCAGAAUUGGAAAUGCGUGUCCCUGAUCGAAUCUUUAAAGUGGUUUUUGUCGGUGAUUCGGCCGUCGGAAAAACGUGUUUCUUGCACAGAUUUUGUCACAAUCGAUUUAAACCAUUAUUCAACGCAACGAUUGGAGUCGAUUUCACCGUGAAAACGAUUCAAUUGAAAGAUCGAUUGAUCGCCGUUCAAUUGUGGGACACAGCUGGACAGGAGAGAUUCCGAUCAAUCACAAAACAAUAUUUUCGUAAAGCAGAUGGAGUGGUUUUAAUGUAUGACGUCACUUCAGAGCAAUCGUUUUUACAUGUCAGAAAUUGGAUUGAUUCGGUGCGAGCUGGCGUUGAUGAUAAUGUUGUGAUGUGUCUUGUCGGAAACAAAGUAGAUCUUUUCGCAUCCGAACAACAACGAGAAUUGACAAGAAAAGCGGGUCGACAAAUUGCUGAAGAGUUUGGAAUGCUUUUCCAUGAGACUUCAGCCUACACGGGUUUUGGCAUAAAUGAGUGUAUGAUGGCAAUGGCCACACGCCUUCAAAAACGAGAAGAUGAUCACUUGGAGGAGGCACUCCGACUGGAAAUGGAGGUCACAAAUAGGAAGAGUUGGUGUUGUCUA
Mesorhabditis belari is the source of this 1281-nucleotide messenger RNA. The record is from the annotation of a GenBank genome assembly. NCBI's taxonomy places the organism in Eukaryota, Metazoa, Nematoda, Chromadorea, Rhabditida, Rhabditidae.